AUGGGAAGAAGUUGCAAUAUUCUCUUUGCUCUUUCAGUUCUCAUUCUGCUUCAUGACCAUACUUCACUAGCUAUUGUUCCCAAUAUUAACACCGAUAAAGCUGCUCUACUUGCCUUGAAAUCUCACAUUUCUUUUGGUCCCAACAACAUCUUUGUAGCCAAUUGGUCUUCUUCCAGCCCAGUUUGCAGCUGGAUUGGAAUCACUUGCGGCUCCCGCCACAAACGAGUGACCGCUUUAGAAAUUUCUAGCAUGCAAGUUCAUGGCACCAUUCCUCCACACCUCGGAAACCUCUCAUUUCUUGUUUCCCUUGACAUUAGUAACAACACUUUCCAUGGGGAUUUGCCAGAAGAGUUGGUUCAUUUGCAGAGGUUGAAACUGAUUGAUGUCACAAGCAAUAACUUAAGCGUGGCAUUCCAUCAUUUUUAA
Messenger RNA from Lycium ferocissimum, 426 nucleotides. Its product is annotated as probable LRR receptor-like serine/threonine-protein kinase At3g47570. NCBI's taxonomy places the organism in Eukaryota, Viridiplantae, Streptophyta, Magnoliopsida, Solanales, Solanaceae. The transcript has a single exon. The record is from RefSeq and is a predicted model, not a curated record. The coding region runs from base 1 to 426 and encodes 141 amino acids.